Messenger RNA from Linum tenue, 2401 nucleotides. Lineage: Eukaryota; Viridiplantae; Streptophyta; Magnoliopsida; Malpighiales; Linaceae. The record is from the annotation of a GenBank genome assembly.
UCGUCACUCUUUUUUAUAUUCCCAACUCGCCUGUCUUCUUCACUCACUCUACCGUGGGCUGAUUCCAAAGUAGAAAAAUCCAAACAACUCUCUCCCGUCACUCGGAAUCAUCAAAAGUUCAUAACAAAGCAUUUCCCUUCCGUAACUGCUCUCUCCGAUCUCCGCCUUCCAUGUUCUGCAAUCCUUGGAAACCCUAGAGCGCGCGAACUGUUAGCAAUGGCGUUCUGGUGGCCGUUGAUUGUACUAGCUCUCGCUUACGGCCUCUGCCGCUUUCUGUUCAUGCUCAUCCCCGUCAAUGUGCCUUCGAUCGACGUCGACGUCUCCGACGUUACGGAAGGGAAUCAGGCGCAGGAGAACAGCUUCAUUUACAUACCGCCUAGAGGAAGGACGCAGCAGUCGGAAACAAAAGUUCAGUGCUAUGAACCGGCUACCAUGAAAUACUUGGGAUACUUCCCUGCCUUGUCGCCUUCUGAGGUCGAGGAACGAGUUGCUCUGGCUAAGAAGGCUCAGACAGUGUGGGCAAAAAGCAGCUUUAAGCAACGACGCCAGUUUCUGAGGAUUCUUCUGAAAUACAUUCUCGAACACCAACAGCUCAUUUGCGAAGUUUCUUCUCGUGAUACUGGAAAGACAAUGGUCGAUGCAUCUUUAGGAGAAAUAAUGACCACAUGUGAGAAGAUUACUUGGCUACUCUCAGAGGGUGAGCGGUGGCUAAAGCCUGAAUACAGAUCAUCUGGGAGAUCAAUGAUUCACAAGAAAGCUAAGGUUGAGUUCCACCCCCUUGGCGUUAUUGGUGCCAUUGUUUCGUGGAACUACCCCUUUCACAAUGUAUUUAAUCCAAUGCUGGCAGCAGUCUUUUCAGGCAAUGGCAUUGUGAUUAAGGUCUCGGAACAUGCAAGCUGGUCAGGCUGUUUCUACUUCAGGAUAAUCCAAGCUGCUCUUGCUGCUGUUGGUGCUCCUGAUAAUCUGGUUGACGUAAUAACAGGGUUUGCUGAAACAGGAGAAGCCUUGGUGUCUUCAGUUGAUAAAGUCAUAUUUGUUGGAUCUCCUGGUGUUGGUAAGAAGAUAAUGAGAAAUGCGGCCAAAAAUCUUGUCCCGGUUACGCUUGAGCUCGGAGGAAAGGAUGCAUUCAUUGUGUGUGAAGAUGUGGAUGUGCCUCAUGUCGCACAAGUGGCUGUUAGGGCUGCCCUCCAAUCAUCCGGACAGAACUGUGCUGGGGCCGAGAGGUUUUAUGUUCACAGAGACGUAUAUGCUUCAUUUGUCACCCAAGUUUCCCAGAUUGUAAAAUCUGUUUCCGCCGGCCCGCCACUUACUGGAAGGUAUGACAUGGGAGCGCUAUGCAUGCAAGAGCAUUCUGAGAGGCUUCAGAACCUCGUAAACGAUGCUCUGGAAAAAGGUGCAGAAAUCGUUGCUAGAGGGAGUUUCGGUCACCUUGGCGAAGGUGCUGUCGAUCAGUUCUUCCCCCCAACGGUGAUCGUAAAUGUCGACCACACCAUGAAGUUAAUGCAAGAGGAGGCGUUUGGACCGAUCCUGCCGAUCAUGAAGUUCAGCACUGACGAAGAGGCGAUCAAGCUUGCGAACGACUCGAGAUACGGGCUUGGUUGCGCUGUGUUCUCGGGCAGUCAGCGACGCGCCAGGGAGAUAGCUUCAAAGAUACACACUGGAGUCGCGGCUGUCAAUGACUUCGCUUCCUCCUACAUGUGCCAGGCAAUACUUUCUCUCGUAUUCACUUGAUUUUUGCACGAGCUCCUAAAAUCAAUAAACUGAUGCAUUGUCUCCAUUUCAGUCCUUGCCGUUCGGCGGUGUGAAAGACAGUGGAUUCGGACGAUUUGCCGGAAUCGAAGGGUUGCGAGCCUGCUGCCUGGUGAAGUCGGUUGUUGAGGAUAGAUGGUGGCCGUACGUUAAAACCAAGAUACCCAAGCCAAUUCAGUAUCCAGUUUCGGAGGGUGGUUUCGAGUUCCAGGAGUCGCUUGUGGAAGCAUUAUAUGGGCUGAACAUAUGGGAUCGUCUGCAGGCGCUGGUUACUGUUCUCAAGGCUCUAUCCGAGCAAAACUCCAGCAGUGGCACCAGCAAACGAAGUGAUUGAGGUGAGUGUGUUGUCAUCAUGGCUUGAAAAGCUUGACCGCCUGUUGUACUAACUGCUACUUCGGAACAUGUAAGCAAAAAAAUUUCUUCCAAAGCUAAUCAAAUGUACACCGCGGGGUUAUGAUGUCGUUUGUUUUUGUCUGGCGCGAUGAACCAAUUGUCGAUAUUGGGCCGCACAUAUGGGUUGUUUUCUGGGCUGGGUUCGUGUGUUAAAUGGGCGUAGCAGAAUAUUGAAACAGGCAAAAAUACACUUGUGUAGCCAAAACCCAAAAUUUUGAAGGUUUUGUCAAAUAUAGUCACUUUUAGCGAAAUACUAAAA